This is a messenger RNA of Mytilus trossulus (common blue mussel), 573 nucleotides long. RefSeq names its product neuronal growth regulator 1-like. The transcript is spliced from 3 exons. The record is from RefSeq and is a predicted model, not a curated record. Lineage: Eukaryota; Metazoa; Mollusca; Bivalvia; Mytilida; Mytilidae. The coding region runs from base 58 to 462 and encodes 134 amino acids.
UUUAAAUUCAAGAAGCAAAUGAGCACAACUUGGAACUUAAGCAUUUUCAUGUGAAUAAUGGUCAUGCGAUUGUUGCUGAUAUUUCUGACAAUUGUGGAAAUCGUGACAGGUGCAUCAUGGGAACAGAAACCAACCGAUGUCUCUGCAUUAAUUGGUAGUACUGUCACAUUAAGAUGUAAAGUUGUGGGUGAUCCUGGUUUUGUGACGUGGAAUACAAAUGGUAAUACACUUGCCGUGGGAACCAGUAUAGUAUCAAGUGAUACUCGUAUUACUGUACCGUUAGCUUCUAAAUUUAAUUUUCAGAUAACCAAUGUGCAAAAAGGCGACGAUGGCGAUUACACGUGUAAUGUACAAAAUAUACAGCCAGACUCUCAGAAAGCUGUGACUGUUCACCUGACUAUUCUAGGUAACUCAGGAUCUACAUACAUUCUGAGUGGGUCUACUGUUUUUUUGCACUAUUAGUAUGCUUUUUGAAAAGAUCGAGUAUAUUUUGAAGAGAGAAAAAGAAAGAGUUUUAUUUUUCUUGUUGUAUAUAGUUGCUAUGAGAAGUUGUGUAGGUUUAGAAAUUUUUAU